This is a messenger RNA of Paraphaeosphaeria sporulosa, 3746 nucleotides long. RefSeq lists its product as uncharacterized. The transcript has 3 exons. Gene Ontology annotation, molecular function: GTP binding; translation initiation factor activity; GTPase activity. Lineage: Eukaryota; Fungi; Ascomycota; Dothideomycetes; Pleosporales; Didymosphaeriaceae. The record is from RefSeq and is a predicted model, not a curated record. Bases 266 to 3508 code for a protein of 1080 amino acids.
UUUCGACGUCCACUGUGCGUUCGACUCCGCCACACAAUACUCGAGUCGCUCGAGCUUGCAGUUCUCGAGCGCCGCCUCGCAGACCCACCGGCCUGCCUUUUUAGCGGAUUUCGACGCCGUAUCCACAGUGCCGCCGCCACUGAAGUGUGCGCUUGACCCCGCCACUGGUCUCGAAACCCAUCGUACGCUCGCCUACCCGCGUACAAUUUUUGCGGCCUAUUAGCUCCACGAGUCGCGACACGGCACACGCCAUACACGAUCCAAAAUGCCGCCAAAGAAGAAGGGCAGCAAGAAGGCCCAGGACAACUGGGAGGACGACCUGGGCGAGUCGAUUGUGCCCCAAAAUGAGGCCGCCGCAGAGCCCCCCGCAGAGGCGCCUGCCGCCGAGGAGGAAGAAGCUCCUGUCAGCGGCCUGAUGGCUGCGCUGGCCAAACGCGGCAAGAAGGGCAAGAAAGGCAAGAAGGGUGGACAGGAGGAUUGGGAGGCCGAGCUGGGCGAGAGUCCUGCUGCCAGCGCAACAGGCGACCCUUUUGCAGGCAAGGCGCCCGAGGAGGCCAACUUCGACGAUGACGACGUGUUUGCGGGCAACUUCAAGCCUAAGAAGGAACAGAAAGAGGAAAAGAAGGAAGAGAAGGCCCCAGUGGCGGACGAUGCGCCCAGGGUGAAGACGAAGGCGGAAAAGGAAAAGGAAAAGAAGGAGAAGGAGAAGCAGCGGAAGAAGGAGAUGGCCGCGAAGAAGAAGGCCAGCGCGCCCGCUAAGACCGAAGCCGCGAAGCCCACAGAGACCAAGGCUGCCACUCCAUCAGCACCCGUUCCCGAGCCCGUCGCCGCUCCAGCUGCCGCGGCUGGCAAGAAGGGCAAGAAAGUUCCCGCCGCCCUUGCUGCACUCCAGAAGCAACAAGAAGAGCGACGGAAACGCGAAGAGGAACUAGCUCGCCUUGAAGCAGAAGAAAAGGCCAGGAUAGAGGAGGAGGAGCGCAAGGCCGAGGAAGAAGAGAAGAAAAAGGCCGAGGCCAGAGCUCUCAAGAAGCAAAAAGAAAAGGAGAAGGUUGAGCAACUGAAAAAGGAGGGCAAGUACCUCACCAAGGCACAGAAAGAGGCCAAGGCACGGAACGAGCUACGCUUGAAACAGAUGCUCGAGAGUGGAACUGCCAAGGUAGACGCCCUUGAAGCGCCCGUCGAGAAGAAAAAGCCAGUGUACGACGACCGCAAGAAGAAGAAGAAGAACCAGGCCGAGCUGCAGAAGGAGAGGGAGGCCGAAGAGGCAGCAAAGAAGCUCGAGGAGCUCCGGAUAGCCGAAGAGCAGGCCGCUGCUGCCGAGGCUGAGGCACAGAAGGCGCGUGAAGAUGCUGAGGCGAAGAAGGGCAACGAGAGUGACUCGGCCGAGGACUGGGAGGCCCAGGCCGAUGCCAUGGAUGGCGUCAAGGACAGCUGGGAUGCAGACAGCGACGAGGAAGAAGAGAAGAGGAAGGCCGCGGUUGCUGCAAAGGAGGCAAAGGAGGCCGCCACGAAGGCUGCCGCCAACGGCAAACCAGCUGCCCAACCUGAGGAAGACGACGAGUCUUCCGAGGAAGAGGAUGACAGCGACGACAGUGACGACUCCUCUUCCGACGAGGAGGGCACUGCCACACAGCGCGCUGAAGCUGCACGGAAAGCUGCCGCGGCGGAACGCAGGAAGAAGCUGCACGAGGAGGCCCUCGCUGCCCGAUCCAAAGACAACCUUCGAUCGCCCAUCUGCUGUAUUCUUGGCCACGUUGAUACUGGAAAGACCAAGCUUUUGGACAAGAUCCGGCAGACCAACGUUCAGGAAGGCGAGGCUGGCGGUAUCACGCAGCAGAUCGGUGCCACUUACUUCCCUGUCGAGGCAUUGGAGAAGAAGACUGCCGUCGUCAACAAAGAUCACUCGUUUGUGUUCAACGUCCCCGGUCUCCUCGUUAUCGAUACCCCUGGUCACGAGUCUUUCACCAACUUGCGUUCCCGAGGUUCUUCUCUCUGCAACAUUGCUAUUCUUGUCAUCGAUAUUAUGCACGGUCUCGAGCCACAGACACUGGAGUCCAUGAGACUGCUUCGAGAACGGAGAACGCCCUUCAUCGUCGCUCUCAACAAGAUCGAUCGUCUCCUUGACUGGAAGAAGAUUGACAACAACGGUUUCGAAGACUCCUUGAGCCUCCAGAAGGACCGCGUCAAGAAGGAGUUCGACGACCGAUGGACCAUGGUACACACGCAACUGCAAGAACAAGGUUUCAACUCGGAGCUCUUCUUCAGGAACAAGAAUAUGUCGCGGUAUGUCUCUGUGUGCCCGACCUCUGCACACACCGGAGAAGGUAUCCCCGAUAUGAUCAAGCUCAUCAUUAAGCUCACCCAAGAGCGUAUGACGAACAACCUCAUGUACUUGUCCGAGGUAGAGUGCACAGUCUUGGAAGUCAAGGUCAUCGAAGGUCUCGGCACCACCAUCGACGUUAUUCUCUCCAACGGUGUCUUGCACGAGGGUGACCGAGUAGUGCUCUGCGGAAACCCCGAGCCUAUAGCAACUAACAUUCGAGCUCUGCUUACGCCUGCGGAGAUGAAGGAGCUCCGUGUCAAGUCACAAUACGUACACAACAAGGAGGUCAAGGCCGCCAUGGGUAUCAAGAUUGCCGCCGAUGGUCUUGACCAAGCUAUCGCCGGUUCGCGACUGCUCGUCGUUGGCCCAGACGACGACGAAGAAGACCUGAUGGACGAAGUCAUGGGCGAUCUCGCCCACUUGCUCAGCAAGGUGUCCAAGACCGGCCGUGGUGUCUCCGUCCAAGCAUCCACGCUUGGCUCGCUCGAAGCCCUGCUCGAGUUCUUGCGCGUAUCCAAGAUUCCCGUCGCCACUAUCUCCAUCGGCCCGGUCUUCAAGAAAGAUGUCCUACGCGCAGGUAUCAUGUUAGAAAAAGCGAAAGAAUACGCCGUCAUGCUCUGCUUCGAUGUCAAGGUCGAUCGCGACGCGCGCGCCUACGCCGACGAAAUCGGCGUCAAGAUCUUCGAAGCAGACAUUAUCUACCAUCUGUUCGACAAGUUCACCGCGCACAUGAAGCAGCUCGAGGAGCAGCGCAAGGAGGACAGCAAGAUGCUUGCCGUCUUCCCCUGCGUGCUCAGCCCCAUCGCCGUCUUCAACAAGAAAGAUCCGAUCGUCCUGGGCGUCGACGUCGUCGAAGGCAGCCUCAAGAUCACAACCCCCAUCGCCGCCAUCAAAAAGAACCCCGUCACCGGCGUCAAAGAGAUCAUCUCCCUUGGUAGAGUCACAUCCAUCGAGCGCGACCACAAGCAAAUCGCUGUCUGCAAGAAGGGCCAGCCGUCCGUCGCGGUCAAGAUCGAGGGUCCCAACCAGCCCCUCUACGGCCGCCACCUCGAGGAAAAAGACACGCUGUACUCCCACAUCUCCCGCGAGAGCAUCGACACGCUCAAGAACUACUUCCGCGCUGACGUCAGCAUGGACGAGUGGAAACUUAUCAAGCAGCUCAAGGAAAGCUUUGAUAUCAUGUAGAUGGGAGGAUUUUAGAUUGUAUGAUGAUGGGAGGGGCAGAAUAGGUAAUAAGAGAGCAUGGCAUUUGCUUUUUCUGUCUUACUUCCGGGUGAAAAGGAGGCGGGCGGUCGUGCAUGGGAUUGGCGUUGUUGUCUCUAAGUUUUGCUAUUUGGUCUUGGUGCGCCCUGGAUUGGACAGGACAAAACGCAUGCAUACAGUACACUAAAAGCCUGAUCAGAUCUUUAUUCCUCCCCUCUGU